Molecule: messenger RNA, 607 nt
Organism: Acanthoscelides obtectus
Lineage: Eukaryota; Metazoa; Arthropoda; Insecta; Coleoptera; Chrysomelidae
Source: the annotation of a GenBank genome assembly
AGUCGUCAAGUUCUCGCGGGUAGUCACACUGUUCGCGUCUUCAGCGUUAGGCCUUCAGCGCGGUCUUCAUCUUUCGAACAGAUGAAGCAAAAGUACAGCAACGUUAGCCAAUUAUCGUAAUUGUAGACGCGGGUGCUGUUCGACGACAGUGAAGUUCACUCUAUUUAUCUAUCUCUCUACAGCUCGCUGUAAGAUUUUGUGAUAAAUCAACCAGGUGCACUGAUAUUUUGUGAUUAUGGUGAAUCUUUCAAACCAACAAUUACUGCUGUCAUUUGUAUUCAUAUUUGUGAACAUUGGACACCUAGGAAGCAAUGUAAAUGGUCAACUUAUAGAUGUAAGCGCUUUCAAAAAGUACUUUGGAGGGCCGAGAUUUGGCAACUGGAAUGCAAGCAACAAACCACCGCCUAGACAUGACACCCCACCAUCUCCUUGCAGAUGCAAGUGUGGUGAAAAAAAUGAUGACACCAGGAUUGUUGGAGGGAAACCCACAGAAGAAAAUGAGUUUCCGUGGAUGGCUAGAUUGUCUUACUUCAACCGUUUUUACUGCGGAGGAAUGUUAAUCAAUGACAGAUAUGUGCUUACAGCAGCACAUUGCGUCAAAGGGUAA